Messenger RNA from Cygnus olor (mute swan), 1721 nucleotides. RefSeq names its product cytidine deaminase (gene CDA). The coding region runs from base 489 to 1124 and encodes 211 amino acids. The transcript is spliced from 5 exons. The record is from RefSeq and is a predicted model, not a curated record. Gene Ontology annotation, molecular function: zinc ion binding; cytidine deaminase activity. NCBI's taxonomy places the organism in Eukaryota, Metazoa, Chordata, Aves, Anseriformes, Anatidae. Gene Ontology annotation, cellular component: cytosol.
AUAAGAAUAUAUAAUCCUGUAUUAUUUAGGAAGCAGGUUUCCCCUCCCUGUGCUGCUCCCACGCUGCCUCCGCAAGCUGGUGUUGGUUCGCCUUUGAUCUGGGGAAUUUUUGAUUUUUGGGGACCCCAGUGCCCCCCCACACCGCAUAAUGGGGCGAGUGCCUCGGGGCCAAGCCGUGGAGCAGAGGAGGAACCAAGCGUCUGGCUGCUCAGCGCCUCGACCGACCGGCUCUGCGAAUAGCCAAGUGCCAUCAUUAGGCUUCAGAGCGAACAAGCGCCACGGCGCAGCCCACGGAAGGGGGGUUUUCUGAUUUUCCCCAUGUCCGGGGGAAUCGGGCAUGGGAAGCAGGGCUCGGCCACUCGUGGGGACGAGACCCCCUCAGUUCCACCGGAAAAGGGGGAAAAAUUCGGGUCUUAUCGGCAGGAGGCAGCGGGGAGGCUCUGCGGCAGCGGGGCCGGGAGCGCCAGGGAGGCAGACAGGCGGAGGAGAUGAAAGCAUCUAUUUUAAGCCUGCCUUUGGCUGGCGGCCUGGAACACGCCGGCUUGGCGUUUUCUCCCCCAAAUCUCCCUUUUUUGCACAGCUCGGGCAGAGGGAAGGAGGCGACGUCCUCGGUGCCUCUCGAGGGGACCCAGCUGCGCUGGGAGAGCUUCGCAGGACGUCCCCCGUGGGCUCCCGUGACCGGAUUCCUGCCGGGGAGGAAGGAAAAGAAGGCGGCGGUGGGAAAUUGCUCGGCGGGAAGAAGGGUGCAACGUGGAGAACGCCUGCUACAGCCUGGGGGUGUGCGCCGAGCGCACGGCCAUCCAGAAAGCCAUCUCGGAGGGGCACACUCGCUUCAGGGCCAUGGCCAUCGCCAGCGACAUGGGGACCGACUUCAUCGUGCCCUGCGGUGCCUGCCGACAGGUGAUGAGAGAGUUCGGCAAGGACUGGGACGUCUACCUGACCAAACCCGACGGCACCUACAUCGUCAAGACGCUGGACGAGCUCCUGCCCCUCUCCUUCGGCCCCGAGGACCUGAAGAAGGCGUGAGCCUGCGUUUUUCCCUUCCAGCACCAAGGGAAGGGGGGACGGGGCAGGUUGCUCCCCAGUUUUCCCGGCACGCAUGUGGCUCCCCUGGGACGACGUGAUGCAAAAUGCUUUCCUGGUGUUACGUCCGAAGCUCUUCUGUCGCUCCCUCUUGAUUCAGUGCUGAUUUGCGGGCCGGGUGCAGGCCCCGCCUUGCCCUGGGGUGCACAGAAAGGCCAAAUCAAAUGGUAGAAAUUCCCUGCUUUUUUUGGAAAAAAAAAACCUCACGCCCGUGCACACCGAGCUCUGCCCGGGCACCGCUCCGGCCCCAGGAGCAGCUCCACAAAAAGGAAGAGGAUUUGGUGCACGGCUCAAGCUUGGGGCCAUUGGGCUGAUGGAAAUCAUUUGGAUCCAUCAGGCAUACGAAGCCAGAAGGAUGCAAAACCGGGGACAAAAUGCAGCAAUUUCAGCUCUAAAUAAGAACAGGAAGCAAAAAGCUGCUGCCGGUCCGCAAGGUCAGCAACACGCCGUUCGGCGCAGGGGCAGCUCUGAUGGUGCGAUGAGUUGUCACCGGUGUCACCGCCCUAAGCCUCUCCUCCUGCCUGCUUCUCUCCAGCAUGUUUGUGCUUGCUUUUCUUCUCUUAGUGGUGACAAAGAAGGAGUUCUGGGGGAGCCCGCUGAUCAAUUAUGCAAUUAAAUUAUGCAGAAUGAAAAAAAAA